This is a messenger RNA of Caenorhabditis remanei, 984 nucleotides long. RefSeq lists its product as uncharacterized. The record is from RefSeq and is a predicted model, not a curated record. The transcript is spliced from 3 exons. NCBI's taxonomy places the organism in Eukaryota, Metazoa, Nematoda, Chromadorea, Rhabditida, Rhabditidae. The coding region runs from base 1 to 984 and encodes 327 amino acids.
AUGAAAAUUUCCAGACGUCGUCUUCGCGCUUCAUCUUCCCGCAUGUAUCAAGUCGUCAAUUCCACAAAACUAUACAUUCCAUCGGUUGAAAUUGGACUCUGGGGUGGCGAAGUGAAAGCUAAGCUUAAAUUCGAUCAGCUCGAAAAAGAGUACACGCUGAAAUUCAAGAAAAAUCAGACGGGCGGAACUCAAAUUUGCCAGGAUUUUCGAGAGGAUGUGUUCGUUGAGAACUCGGAUUACAUGGUUGAAGGGAUCGACUGGUUCAGACAGAUGUGUCUCCAGAAGAACGUCACAAUCGGACGGUUGGAAAUUGAAGCGAUUUUCAAUCCGCAGAAAGUGGAAAAAACACUCGAUUUGGUUCUGAGGAAAAGUGAAACUCCACUGAAAAUCAAAUCGAUUUUUUGUGUGGGAAUGACAACUGCUGAUAUUAUGUGGAAGAUUAUGCAUUAUUCUGAUAAGAAAGUUUUAAAAGAGAUGAAAGUGAAACAUCGGAAAGCGCGGUCAUUAGUUUCCUCCGAGAUACCAAUGGUUUUCGACUUGUGCAGAAAUUUGAAGAAGAUUGAGAUGGAGUGCACAUGCAUUGUCUCCGAUGAAGACCUCCUGGCUCUCAAUGCAUCUGUCAUCGUCUUGAAAUUCGAGAACUUCAGUGAAGAUCUGAUCUACAAACUCAUCGAGAAGUUCACAAACAGAAGAGAAGAGGGAUCUGCAUUCUGGAUCGUUGACUCGAAAUGGGCGCAUAGAAAACAAAAGCUGUCUUUCAAAGCGAUUCCACCAGGACUCGAGAAAGUGUUUUGUCAAAAUGGAUACGAAAAUUACCAACUCAUCGACACCAACGAGCCGACCGUCUACCUUCGUCUCAGUGACUGUGAAGUUAUCCUCGAGAUUGGAGACACCAGUAAAGCGGACUUCUGGAUUGAUGAUCCAGAUUAUGAUGAUAGAGCGUUUGAUGAAUCGGAUUCCGAGGACGAUGAAGACGAGUUCUAA